UGUGUCGCCGGCUGGUGAAGUCAACAUGGCCAGCGCGGUGUGCGCCAGAUUCCUCCUGCAGAGAUCAACACAGGGCUUUCUGUUCUCUUCCAGGGCAGCUCCCGCUUUCUCAAGCCCAUUUCUGUGUCGUGCACAUCGAUUGGAUCCCAGUGAUGAUGAAAUGUACCAGCGCACCACCGUGUCCGUCAUGAAGAAGGAACCAGGCAGCGGCACCAUUAUCGACAGCUACGGUCCCAGAGGAUUCAUCAUUGAUGGUAACAAGGUGUUCGGGCCCUGCGCUAUGCUGCCUCCUGCUAUCCUCCAGUGGAACGUUGGCAGUCAUAAUGACAUCACAGAAGAGAGCGUCUCACUUUUCCACAUGCUUGAACCGAGAAUAGAGAUUCUUGUGCUGGGGACAGGUGCGCGUGUUGAACGACUUGACCCCUCGGUCCUCGCUCUACUCAAACGUAAAGGCAUUGCUGUGGAGGUGCAGGACACGCCAAAUGCAUGUGCAACCUUCAACUUCCUGACCAGUGAGCGGAGGGUGGUGGCCGCCGGUUUGAUCCCUCCGCCCGUCAGCACAGAGCUGGAUGUGAUCAAGGAAUAAAAAAACUCAGACUGAUUUCUGCAGAUUGAGGUUUAUGAAUGAUCCCAGGCCUGUGGGAUUAUUAUUUUUCUUCUGCACAAAGCUUCCAAAGCAACAAACUCGGUGACGUCCAUCCCUGAAGAAUCACUAUAGAUCUUGGUUACAACUGUUGUUUUUGUGUUAAAAGCAGCCACUGUCACGUCUUGUAUGUAAAUACUGUGUUGUUUGAUUUAAAUAUAUAUAUUUAAAAGCUUUACAUGAAACAAACAACUCGCGUGUCAUGAAUUUAAUGUUUUUUGUGGAAUAUGGAAUAUAUUAAUCAUUUUAUUUUUUUAUAUUAUGUUCCAGCCUUCUGCCUGAGGUGUUGCUGGUGACUGUCCUUCAUUUGGAUAAGCCUCUUUACUUUGUGCGCAGCACAGGACAUCAUUUUGUGGCUUUGUCCUUCUCACACAUAAGCUCCCAUAGAUAAGAGAAUCCACAAAUCCUCUGCACAUGACUGGCAUUCAUCUCUUAAUCAUCUGCCACUGUGCAACAUGCCCAGCACCAGACCCAACAUUAAAUCCAGGUCGUUCACAUGCAGGCUGCAGCA
Centropristis striata (black sea bass) is the source of this 1154-nucleotide messenger RNA. RefSeq names its product NADH:ubiquinone oxidoreductase complex assembly factor (gene ndufaf3). The transcript is spliced from 5 exons. Bases 26 to 586 code for a protein of 186 amino acids. Gene Ontology annotation, biological process: mitochondrial respiratory chain complex I assembly. Gene Ontology annotation, cellular component: mitochondrial inner membrane. The record is from RefSeq and is a predicted model, not a curated record. Lineage: Eukaryota; Metazoa; Chordata; Actinopteri; Perciformes; Serranidae.